CGCUGCGUAGCGCCAGCAGCGGCGGCCAAUAUGGCGGCGUACAGAGUCACUCCUGCCUUUCAGAGAGUUUUGCGUGCUGUAAAGCACGCUUCCCUGCGGCCACAGUGCUGUGUCAUAAGCUGCCAUGCUCAAUACUCCACUGUUUACGACCCAAAUGAAAAGACCUUUGAUAAGAUCCUCAUUGCAAACAGAGGAGAGAUCGCCUGCAGGGUGAUUAAAACAUGCAAGAAGAUGGGAAUCAAGACCGUCGCUGUGCACAGUGACGUGGACUCAAGUUCGGUUCAUGUGAAGAUGGCAGAUGAGGCAGUGUGUGUAGGCCCCGCCCCCACCAGUCAAAGCUACCUCAAUAUGGACGCCAUCAUGGAGGCCAUCCAAAAGACCGGAGCUCAGGCUGUUCAUCCUGGCUAUGGGUUCCUCUCUGAGAAUAAAGAGUUUGCCAGAAGGCUGGCAGCUGAGGGAGUCACCUUUAUUGGUCCCGACACAGAUGCCAUCCAGGCGAUGGGGGAUAAAAUCGAGAGCAAGCUGAUCGCCAAAGCGGCCAAAGUCAACACCAUUCCUGGCUUUGACGGCGUGGUCAAGGAUGCAGAGGAGGCUGUGAAGAUUGCACAGCAAAUCGGUUAUCCUGUUAUGAUCAAAGCAUCAGCCGGUGGUGGAGGAAAAGGCAUGAGGAUCGCCUGGAAUGAAGAGGAGACCAGGGAAGGCUUUCGUUUCUCCUCACAAGAGGCAGCAUCCAGUUUUGGGGAUGAUCGGCUACUUAUUGAGAAAUACAUUGAUAACCCCAGACACAUCGAGAUCCAGGUAUUAGCUGAUAAGCACGGUAAUGCUCUGUGGCUGAACGAGAGGGAGUGUUCCAUCCAGAGGCGAAACCAGAAGGUGGUGGAAGAGGCGCCCAGCACGUUUUUGGACCCAGUGACUCGGCGGGCGAUGGGUGAGCAGGCCGUUUCUUUGGCUAAAGCCGUUAAAUACUCUUCAGCUGGAACCGUCGAGUUCCUCGUCGACUCAAAGAAAAACUUCUACUUCCUGGAGAUGAACACACGCUUACAGGUGGAGCACCCCAUCACAGAGUGCAUCACAGGGUUGGACUUGGUCCAGCAGAUGAUCCGUGUUGCUAAGGGUUACAAGCUCCUGCACAAACAGGAAGACAUCCCUAUCAAUGGGUGGGCUAUAGAGAGCAGAGUCUAUGCUGAGGACCCCUAUAAGUCGUUUGGUCUUCCUUCCAUCGGUCGGCUCUCUCAGUAUGAGGAACCUGUAAACCUGGAUGGAGUGAGAGUGGACAGUGGUAUUCAAGAAGGAAGUGACAUCAGCAUCUACUAUGACCCCAUGAUCUCCAAAUUGGUGACUUAUGGAUCCACGCGAGCUGAGGCGCUGAGGAAAAUGGAAGAUGCUCUUGAUAACUACGUCAUUAGAGGCGUCACCCAUAACAUUCCUCUCCUGAGGGAGAUCAUCGUCCACCCUCGUUUCAUCUCCGGUGAUAUCAGCACCAACUUCCUCCCUGAGGUUUACCCCGAAGGGUUCAAAGGUCACUUGCUGUCGACCGGGGAGCAGCGUGAGCUCCUGGCAGCGGCCGCUGCUCUCUACGUGGCUGCUCAGCUCCGAUCACAGAGGUUUCUGGGACCUCAGAGAGUGGCUAGCGUUCCUCAGGAGCGGAGCUGCUGGGAGCUGUGUGUGGAGUUGGAUAAAGGAGUUCACAUGCUGGGUGUGUCCCGCUCUGGAAGCAGCUACACUGUGGAGAUCGAUGGAGAGAAAGUGGUGGUGUCUGGAGAGUGGAAUCUGGCCUCUACACUGCUGCCUCUUACUAUUAACGGCAGCCACAGUGUUCUUCAGUGUCUGUCCCGUAACUCUGCUGGGGAAAUCACUCUGCAGUAUCUGGGCACUUCGUUUAAGGUGCGUGUGCUGAGUAAGCUGGCAGCAUCUCUCAGUAAACACAUGCCAGAGAAGAUUCCUGAAGACACCAGCAGCAUCCUGAGGUCACCCAUGCCGGGGACAGUGGUGGCUGUGUCUGUUAAACCUGGAGACACGGUGGCAGAGGGACAAGAGAUUUGUGUGAUUGAAGCCAUGAAGAUGCAGAACAGCAUGACCGCUGCAAAAACAGCCAAGGUCAAGAGUGUACACUGUAAAGCCGGUGAGACUGUGGGAGAGGGCGAUCUUCUGGUGGAGCUGGAAUAACACAUACCUACUGUCUGCUGCCCAACCUGGUACUUACCCUACAGACAAACCAACAAAGACACUAAUAGCCUAGACGGAACAUUCCCCAUCACUUUGCUUUCCGUUUCGUCUUCGUUUUUCUUUGUCCUCGUGUAGGGCACGUUAAGCAUCUUCUUUGACUUUCCGGAUUAGAUUGCAACAAAAGGAAAAUUAAAAAAGCAAGUUCACUCCUGUGCCUUUGCAAGGUUUGGCCAUUUUCGAUAUCGAUCAGUCAUCAGCUAGUAAAGAUGUAAUUGGCUAGUCAAGUAUGAUGUCCCUGCUCUAUGAUCACAACAUCCGACUAUGGCCACUUGCACCACCAAUAAAAAGAGAGAAGUAAAUAAGGCUCAUAAUUGGGAAGUGUAGAAGUACAACAGGUUCUUGACCUGUCCAUGCUCCUCCCACAAAUGCAUUGUUUUGUAGCAUUUGUAGUUGCUAUAUUGGACAAGUGCUAUAAAACACUGGCAAAAAUCCCAUUCAACUCAAUGAGAAACUGUAGGACAGAACUCUUUUUGUCCAAAUAUGUAUAUUAUUCACAUUGGACUGAAUGUUUUAGAGUCACUCCAUAACGUCUCCAGCUUAAAAUGCUACACUACCGAGCUGGAAUAUGUUGUUGCUAAUCAGAACAAGGCAGGUUGGAAGCAGCAAUGAAUUUGCCAUCAUGCUACUGUUAGCUCAAUUACACAACCAAAAAACUACACCUGAUUUAUCCUAAAUAAAUAUUAUUUGAAAUGAAUAGCUCUCAAAAUAUAGGUAUUACGACAGGCGUUUUGUGCCACAAUUUCUUAUAAGGUUGAAUGUGAUUUUACCAAUAUUCUGUACAGCUGCUGCUGGCUUGCAACAACCUAGCAUUUGUGGGCAGAGCAUGGAUAAGUCAAUUGCAGUAGCAUUAAAAAACAACUGUGCUUGUCUGUUGUCCUCCUUCUAUUUGUAUAGGAUUGUGCAAAAUGGCAAAUGGCUCUUCAUUUCACUAGUAGAACUAGUAGAGCUGUUUCCUUUGCACGUUACACUGCAAUUUCAACCAAGAAUGUGAUUUUCUUUUAGCAGAAUACAAAUGUAGGAAGUGACUCCAUUCAAGACCAGUUUUUUUUUUUAAAAAAGCCUUAAAAUGAUGUCAACACGUGUCCAUUUCAACAAUCCGACUAGUAUGUUUUUUAAUGCCCAUAUCAUGUCUUUGUUUGUCAGCAGUCUAGUUUUGUAAUGUCUAAACGGUAAAAAACACUAAGGAUUAUUCACGUUUCACCUCUGAUGUCAUCUUUGACAUUUCCUAUGAGUAUUUACCUCUUUAUACGAAAUUGGCCAGGAACACUCAUCAUGCUUACUGUAUUACAUUGAUGAGAUUUCAUUAAUUUGUACCUUUGCUCAAUAGGUUAAAAACCACCUUCAAUUGUAGAAACUUUGGGAUCUAUAAAAAAAAGAAGUGUUGAUACCUUAUGAUAGUUAAGCUCUUGGAUAACCAAGUUGAAAUAUUAUGUCCACCAAAUUUCCAAAUCUCCAGUAUGUUUUCCUUGAAAAUGUGAAUGAAACUGGUGACCUGGGUGUCGUCUGGUGGAACUGAUGGAUCAAACCUCACUGAAGUUCAGCUUCUUUCUCUUUCCGUUAUCACAGAGCUACACAACAAACCCUGGAGCCAUGUCCUGAUUCUGAAUGUUUUUACGAAUCACUUUUGUAAUAAUAAAAACAGGACUCAUGGGAAAGAGCUUGAUUGUUUCCGCUUGAUGUUUCCAGUAUUAAAGGAAUAGUUAAUCAAAGAAAAAUCAAAUGUACACAAAUUCCUUCUUACCCCAAAUGUAGUCGAUCAGCCAGGAUAUGUUUGGUGUCUGAGGUUGGUUUUUUCCAGUUUUGCACUGGAGCUACAAAGAUAAUGUAGCAAGCAAGUAAUGGAAGCUUUCAACCCACCACUUACCAUUGUCUGUAAACUGUAUGCCUAAAUCAGCAGGGCUGAAAACCAAAAGGCUGAAAAUAAAUAAAAACAGUUUACAUAGAAUAAACUUAAAAAUUAUUGAAGUAUGCAGACUACAAUAUGUGCCAUGAAAUCCUACGUCCUUCACAACAGAGAAUGAUUUGUCAUCCAAGGCAAAGAAUGCCAUUAUUUUUUGGAUCUACUUCGUGCUUUGGUACUUCCGCUUGUGAAUGUUUUUGUUAUUUCAUACACUGAGGCUGCAGGUGGAUUGACGCGCUUACAGAGACAUUUUCUUCUCCUGUUGUUUUGCUGUUUUCUGCAUGUCGAGCAGGGCGUUGUGUUUUCAAGUGGUAUAAAACUGUUCUUAAAUGUUGUUACUGCCACUCAAACAAUUUGUUGACUGGUGUAGGAGAGCAAAGAAAACAUAGCAGUAUUUACCGCAAUUUCUCGCUUUCUUUACAAUUAUUUGUAAAGGUUUUUUGUAAAGGUCACUUUGUUGUAGGCCAAUUUAAUCAUUUCACAUUGUCUGACCUUUUUUUGGCAUGUUUAAAAAACAGUAAGCCAGAAAUUAGGCAUGCACUGAAAUUUUGGCCACCAAAAUUUUCAGCCACUGUAAAUAUCUGGUCAAAAAUAUUCAGUUAAAAAUGGCACUUUUGGUUUUUCAGUCGAAAUUUUU
Colossoma macropomum (tambaqui) is the source of this 4763-nucleotide messenger RNA. RefSeq names its product propionyl-CoA carboxylase subunit alpha (gene pcca). Gene Ontology annotation, cellular component: mitochondrion. The record is from RefSeq and is a predicted model, not a curated record. Gene Ontology annotation, molecular function: propionyl-CoA carboxylase activity; metal ion binding; ATP binding. The coding region runs from base 31 to 2166 and encodes 711 amino acids. Lineage: Eukaryota; Metazoa; Chordata; Actinopteri; Characiformes; Serrasalmidae. The transcript has 23 exons.